AUGCUCGAAUACUUACGGGGGGAUACUGUUGAAAGAGUCACCAAUCUCAAAAUUUCAAUUUUGCUUCCUCUUCACCCCGACAGCCACCGUUCUACCAUGAAGCGCGGCCUACCGCCAAAAAUAGCAGCCAUAAAGGCUCGCAAACGUCAGAAGCUUGAUCAAAGCGCGCAGUCCUCCACUGUCCCCACAAAGGCAGCGUCGAAACGAUGCAAGGUCAAGCUAGACGACCUACAAUGGGAGGAAGUUGCCAUGCCAGAUCGCUUGGAGGACUUUGAAGGAUUCUAUGGACUGGAAGAAAUUGAAGAUGUAGCUGUCGUAAGAGACGCAAUAACUGGAACAAUAUCCUUUGAAAGCUCGACGCUAGACAGCUUGAAGAAGAAAGACGCUGGUCAGUCUCAUAGUGGAGCUGCUGUCCUACACGAGCCUGAGGAUGGAUUUAGCGAUGAAGGUUCAUGGAUGGGCUUCAGCGAUAAGGAGGGGGGCGCGAUCAAGGAGUAUUUGGACGAGAAAGAUGCCCAGGACUUGUCCGAGAAUUCCUUGCGGACCAUGAAGGCUGCAGAGCGGAAGAUGAAGAAACGGCAGAAGCAGAAGAAGAAACAGGACCAUGGUAAAACAAGUGUAAAUAGGAAAGGCGCGUUCGAUAUCCUGGCCGACCAGCCUUUGAGUGGGGACGACGACGUGGACGAAGUGGAUGUGUCGGCUUGGGGUAAUCUUGGAUUGUCUUCGGAAACGUUGCGUUCCCUGGCACGACUGAGAUUCUCUCAGCCAACUUUGAUACAGUCCUCCGCGAUUCCAGAAAUACUUUCUGGACAUGACGUCGUUGGCAAAGCUUCAACAGGCUCAGGAAAGACCCUCGCUUUUGGUAUACCUAUUCUCGAACGGUUCCUGGCUUCCUCGCAGGCCGAACGCCUUACACCUCUCGCCCUGAUCAUCUCGCCCACUCGAGAGCUAGCACAUCAGCUAACGGCUCACUUGACAGCCCUCUGCUCAGGCAGCGACUUUAAUGCACCGUCGAUAGCUGCCGUUACCGGCGGACUAUCCGUCCAAAAGCAACGUCGACAACUCGAAAAUGCUGAUGUUGUUGUUGGUACUCCUGGGAGAUUGUGGGAAGUCAUAAGUAGUGGCCAAGGGCUUGUCAAAUCCUUCAAACAAAUCCAAUUUCUGGUCGUGGAUGAAGCAGACCGCUUAUUAAGUGAAGGUCACUACAAAGAGCUUGGAAAAAUUCUCAAAAUAUUAGACUGCGAUGAGGAAAAAGGGGGAGGUGAUUCCAACCCUGACCAAACCCCAGAGCUUCAGCGUCAGACACUGGUAUUCUCCGCAACCUUUUAUAAGGGUUUGCAGCAAAAACUCGUGGGCAAAGCUGCUAAAGGCGGCGAUCUCCUGAAUAAGCAAGAGUCUAUGGAGUAUCUUCUCAAAAAGGUUCGAUUUUUAGAGGGGAAGCCAAAAUUCAUCGACGCCAAUCCUUCAUCGCAGAUGGCAUCUAGGCUCAAGGAGGGGUUGAUUGAAUGCGCAGGAACCGAGAAAGAUCUUUAUCUCUACGCUCUCCUAUUGUUUCACCCAAAGAAACGUUCGCUCAUUUUCACAAACUCCAUCUCGGCCGUUCGUCGCGUCACUCCGUUCCUUCAGAACCUGAACCUUGUGGCUCACCCGCUACAUUCACAGAUGCCGCAAAAGUCCCGGCUUCGGUCCGUUGAGCGAUUCACUACCCAACCUGGGUCUAUACUCGUCGCCACAGACGUUGCUGCACGGGGUUUAGAUAUUCCUGGCGUAGAUCUGAUCGUGCAUUACCAUCUUCCUCGUGCGGCAGACACGUACGUGCAUCGUUCAGGACGAACUGCACGCGCAAAGGCUUCAGGAAUUAGCGUCCUAAUAUGCGCCCCCGAGGAGGUUGCCGGCGUUAGAAGACUGGUGGCGAAGGUACACGCACGACCUCAACAGACUGUAAAAUCAAAGAACACUGCCUACUUCAUUCGAACGCUCGACCUUGAUCGGCGCAUUGUGUCGCGCUGUAAACCCCGCGCAACAUUAGCCAAGAAACUUGCCGAUGCAGUCAUUGCAAAAGAAAAGAUACACUCCGAAGACGCCUGGCUCAGUGCUGCUGCAGAAGAUUUGGGUGUAGACUAUAACAGUGAUACAUUCGAGGCUGAAGCCCCAGGACGUCAAGGUCGCGGAAGCGGUCGAAAGAAGAAGCAGAAUGAAGCUGGUGCAACGAGCAAAGGAGAGAUGCAAGCCUUGAGAGCAGAACUGAAAGCGCUCCUAAGUCAGCGAGUGAACGUUGGCGUCAGUGCCAAGUAUUUGACGGGGGGUGGUGUCGAUAUGGAUGCACUACUGAAUGGCGAAGGAAAUGCAGAAUUUCUUGGAACGGUGGAUGGGCUUGGAUUUGAGGCAUAG
Messenger RNA from Lindgomyces ingoldianus, 2391 nucleotides. RefSeq names its product ATP-dependent RNA helicase-like protein MAK5. Gene Ontology annotation, cellular component: nucleolus. Gene Ontology annotation, molecular function: ATP binding; nucleic acid binding; RNA helicase activity. The coding region runs from base 1 to 2391 and encodes 796 amino acids. The record is from RefSeq and is a predicted model, not a curated record. The transcript is spliced from 2 exons. NCBI's taxonomy places the organism in Eukaryota, Fungi, Ascomycota, Dothideomycetes, Pleosporales, Lindgomycetaceae.